AUGCAAACUGGCGAAUCUCAGGAAUCCUCCAGCCCCGGAAUUCUUCCUGAGACAAUGAAGCACAGGAUGCUCAUACUUGUGAAUGAACGCAAUGAUAAACCUGAGCAAUUUAAACCAAAUUCAGAAUUAAAUAUCGGAAAUGAGCUCAAAGAAAAGGCAGAAGAAGUGCUUCAAUCAGUGGGUACUGGAGCAGAGCCAGAGCAAGAAGAAAAUAAAGAAUUAACUCAAAAUCAAACCGAGGUCAAACAAAAUGUGGAUGAAGUAAAGGAAAAGGUCGAAGCAUUACUAACUAAUAAUGAACAGAAACCUGAGGCAAGUGAUAAAACUCAAGAAGAACAAAUUGUUGAAAAUAACGAACAAAUCAAACCAACCGAAAAUGUAAAUGAUAAGCUAGAAAAUCUAGUUAUAGGUAGUGAAACUACAAAUACUGAACCAAAGCCGGAAGAAAAAUCAGAAUUAGCACAAAAUACGGCCGAAUCAGUUGAGCAGGCAAAAGAGAAACUAGAAAACGUUAUUAUGCCAACAAAUGAUCAGCCAGAGCAAAAAUCGGACGAAGAAAAAAUUUCAAAUAAAGUUCCAAUCGAAAAUUUACAAGAAAACAAAAAUGAAUCACAAGAUAAUCAGCCAGACAAUGAAAAUAAGCCAGAAACGUUAAAUACUAAUGAUUCUGAGAAUUUAGGAAAAGACCAGCUUCAAAAUCUUCUCCAACCUUUACAAAACGAAGAAACAGAAAACAAAAACAAUGAAGAAGAAGCUCAGAAAGAAGAUAAGCCUGAAAAUUCAGAAGAUCAAAAUAAUAAUCAAAAUGAAGGAAAGAAUGAAGAGAAAAACGAGGAUAUAUUCAAAGUAAUGCAAAUGGAAGAGACUAUCAUUCAUGAAGACAAUCAAAACGAAGAUACAAAAAUUUCAGAAAAAUUUAACGAAGGAGCACAUGAAAUUGUGAACCUAGUUUCACCAGAUGAAGCUCAACAACAACCUCCAAGCAACGAAAUUACCGAAAUCUCAGAAAAUGAAAACAAAUCAGAUGAUAAAAACUGUUCUACAGAUUCUCCUCCACAUGGAUCACGUCAGGGAACUGCCACAUCCGAAAACAAUGACAACAGUUUAUUCAUUGCUCAAAUUGACAAACCUUAUGUAGCAAAUCAGACUCAGCCAGCAGCAAAGAAGUAUUCGGAUGAAGAACUUGCAGCUGCUAUGCAUACAUAUAUUGUCCAUAAGACUCUUCCUCAUCCAGAACAAAGGUCAGAAUUAUAUGUCUACAUUGGUCACAAAGGAUUCGAGUCAAUGAUGAAUGGAAACUACCAGAAGGCCAAGGAAAUGAAUAUCCUGCAGUCAGAAUUCCAAAAAAGUAUGAAAGAAAAUGCAACUGCAGAAGCUUAUAAAAAACGUGAAGCUGAACUCGAAAAACAUCUUGACAACGCAAUCCACCAGCUCCACAACCUCACUGCAUCAUGGGAAGAGAAAAUUCAGAAUUAUCAAGAUACGGAACAGGCGAAAUUAGACAAAUUAGGGGACAAACAUAGCGAAAAAUUGGAUAAAUUCAAUGAAAAAUACGAAAAUCCAGAUAAUCUUCGCGAAUUUUCCAAAGCAUCUCCAGCAUUAUUGUCAAUGAGAGAAAGAGAGAGGUCAUUGUUACUUGCAAAUGAGUUCAAAGAGGCCACUGCUGCAAGGUCAAUCGCUGAGAAGAUGGAAGAAGAAGAAGCGGAAAGGAUGCAAAAAAUUGCUGAAAUGGAAGUGAAUUUACGAAGGCAAAACUUAACAUCCAAGCUUCAGAAGGAGAUAAACAUUGCAUCCCAAAAAGCUACAGCCAAAAUAAAAGUAAUGACAGCUCAAAAAGAAAGAGAAGAACAAGCAUUAAAAGCUCACAUUGAAAAUUUAAGCAGAGAACUCGAACAAAUAAGGGAAAGAAAAGGUCUGAACUCCAAAAUAAUUGUUUCAAAGAUGCAGCCAAUUGUUCCUAAAAUGUCACAACAACAAGUUAAACAACUUAAAAGUUUUAGAAACGAAAGUCCAGCAAAAAGACUACUUGUUAGACCUAAUGUUUACACAGCUACGGCAAAGAAUGCAAGAAAGAGCGCUAAUAGAGUAUUACCUGCAUUUCCAGAAUAA
Molecule: messenger RNA, 2109 nt
Organism: Trichomonas vaginalis G3
Lineage: Eukaryota; Parabasalia; Trichomonadida; Trichomonadidae
Exons: 1
Coding region: 1-2109 (702 amino acids)
Source: RefSeq, a predicted model, not a curated record